Molecule: messenger RNA, 40201 nt
Organism: Porites lobata
Lineage: Eukaryota; Metazoa; Cnidaria; Anthozoa; Scleractinia; Poritidae
Source: the annotation of a GenBank genome assembly
AUGGCGCUCUCCGAUCAGAAUCUUUGUGCGGCUGUUCGUCCUCCAACAGGGCUGUCUUAUUUCACCGCAUCCUUCUCAGCAUUUCUGUGUUUUCUAACCAUUCCUGGAAAUUUUCUCGUCUGUUUAGCCAUUAUAAAGGAUCCGUUUAGGAACCUAAAAACACCUUUCAACUACUUCUUGCUGAGUUUGGCCGGGACAGAUUUGCUGGUGGGGUUAGUCAUGGAUCCUGUUUCGGUCGUAUACCACGUCAGCGAGGCUCUACAAUUGACUAUAGUAUCUAUCAAAAUUCUACACAUUUUUUACUUUAUCCUGAGUACCGCUUCAAUCUUGACGCUCGCAGCGCUUACGGCAGACAGAUAUUUUGCUGUAGCUUCACCCGUAAAAUACAAGACCAUGGUUACCUCAAAGCGUGCGAUAAAUACGUCGGUGACGAUUUGGAUAGCCUCGUUGGCCUUCUCUUUUAUCUACUUAAAAAUCGGAUUCAUCUUUUACUCCCUUAUUUUUGCCAACACCGCUGUGAUCAGUACGUUUGCUGUUCUGAUCUUCGUACACAUUGGAAUAAUCAGACGCUUAAGAGCGCGGUCCAAAUACUGGCGAAAUAGAAGACUCAUCGAAGACUCGGAAUCUGACAAGCAUAAAAAUCAAAACAACAUUAUAACGUCCAAAAAGGAGAGCAAGGCAGCGAAGACAUUGAUGAUUGUUCUUCUUGUGUUUUUUGCCUCGUUUUCGCCUGCCUGUGUCAUGAUUUACUUGCUAAAUUUUUGUUCCAGCUGUAGUUGUUUAUCAAUACAUUGGUUACGUGAUUUACAGUUCCUGAUCGUCUUGUGCAACUCGGGUGUUAACCCCUAUCUGUACGCCUGGAGAAUUCCACAGUUUAAAAGAGCCUUUUUAAAAUUUCUCCAACUGCAACAGAACAGAAAGAGAGUGUCUGAUAUUUCCUUAUCAACAACGCAGGGCACAGAAGGUCCAAAAAGUCGCGAUCGUAACUUAGAAAUAAAGGGAGAAUCAUGGUGAACAUGGAAAACAAUAAGAUCAAUGUACCGCUUCAAGCCAUCUCGACAUAUAAAAUCAUGAUUUCAGGUUUUCACCAAUAUUUGAAAUUAGGAGGUAUUAAAGGAAUACUGAAAACGCCCAAAUAUGCUCAACAUUAAUUAUUCAUUUACGAAAUCUAAUUUCUUCUUAAGGUUUAAAUUAAGCUAGCGUUUCUUAUUACAAGGUUCUGCACUUCAGUGCAAUGAUUUUGAUUUGCAGGUAGAGUCAACGAAAUCUGACUUGUCAAAACACAAUGUACAGAUGUAUGCACAUGCAAAACAUCGCGUUUUUAGCGGUAAGGAUUAGGUUUAUAAACGUAACAAGAUGUGAAAACGAAAAAUUGUUAAUCUGUAGCUAACAGACGUCAGUUUUUUCCUGAUCAUCAGAUAAAUUAUCACGGGCGACGCACAAAAAUCUUAGACUGAAAAUUUGCUCAAAAUUUAAAAUGGUCGUCGUGUAAAUCAAAGUCUCGUUUCCGAGCCCUUUAUAUAUAAUAGCUUUUCUUUUCUUUUCUUUUUCUUGUGUGUGUGUGUACAUAUUAUUUAAUUUAUUUUUGGUUUCUGUUUAGUUUGAUGUUGUAUUUACCCGAGCAAGAACAAUAAACAGCUCUUAUUUUUGGCACCGACGUAAUCACCCAUGUCAUGUUUCAAACAAUAAAACCUAUUUGCUAAAUCAUGGUAGAAUUUAUCAUUUGUUACAGUACGACAAAACAAAGCUUAUGAUCAUGAUAUGGGGUGUAUAGGGAGGGUCUAUUUCGGGCAGCUGGGGGUUUUUUCGUAUUUCGUCUAUUUCCUACCCAAUUCGGCAAUGAAGUUGAAGAAAAAUUAUUUUCCUGGCUCAUUAGUUUUCUUUUUUGAAUGACGAUAUCACAAUGUAAAGAAAUCAUAACUCACUGGCACACAUUCUUCUUUUAAGGAGUACAAUUAGGCAAUGUAAACUAACUGACUGCUUUGUUUAUUGUAUGAUGUUCUGUAAUGCACCUGCCUUUUUAAUUCUCGGUUAGUGUAGUAAGUUACUAAAUAUUCGUAUUUUUUGCAACUCCUCAUCGUCUAUACCGUCCAUAUGGACCAGUUUUCUAAUAAGCUCCGUAUGAAGAAGACAAUUUUUAUCCUGUAGCCUGCAGUGUUAAAAAGUGUUUUCUUUCUUGUGAUAACGAUAACCGGAUUUAAUGACUAUUAUAAUAUCUAUUAUUUUAAUAAAUAACGAUACCGUAAAAGCGCGACUGCGAGAAGGCUUUUUCCGCCCAGUCGAGUCGACGUUCAGCAGGACUGGAGAUAGCGAAAUGGCCGAGGGGAGAACUGGUGAGAGGCGGGGCAAACAUUCCUUCCUUUCCGCCUUCCGGCUCCAGCUUCCCCAUUGACUGGCUUUCCUCGUUCGUUUCGCUUGAUUCCUCGCUGACGCACCUUUGCCUCUAGACCAUACACUAAAUGAGUUUCCCAGGAGGACACGCACAUCGACCGGCCCUGGGGCACCCACUUGAAAGGGGUCAGGAUAUUUGAGGUAAAACUGUAUUUCAAUUCCUUGCGGAGACCAACCUGAAAGAUGCCACUCUAAGAGUCACGUUUAGUUUACAUAGCGGUGACAUCGUCAAAAUAAUUGUCUGUCCUUUAAAUUCUGACCUGACAAACUAAGCGAGAUAAAAAUGAGACGGGCUACCGCUUAGUGAUCAAACAAGGGCAGAAUCGGCAUUUAAGCUCCAGUUUAUUACCGAAGAACAUCUAUCACUUCGAGUAUGAAGACAGUCGUUGGCUAAAUUUCAUCCUCCCCUAUAAGGCAAGGUAAUUACGGGAAGUAACGUAUUAGAAUAGAUAAUCAAUCCACACAGCCACUGGCAGGUGUAUUCUGGCUGUUUAAGAACUGACUUCCCACUCGUUAAAUUGCAAAAUUCUUGCCGGUUAAAUAUCACUGAUAUCAAAGAAGAAUCUGCUUUGGUAGAAGAUACACUCCUUGAAAAAGGCCGAGGUAAGGAUGCAGGGCUCAAAGACGGUUGAAAACUCUUUUUAGGUUAUCCAGAGUACUUUUAGAUCUCUAGAAAUGUAUUCUCAGUGGGGCUAAAAAAUUAAUAUCUGUUCUGUCAUCCCAGGGCAACUUGAGUCUUUUCGAAAUUACAAGGGCUUCAGAAUUAUUUUCCCGACAAUUUUAGCUGCAAUUUAAAGUUUUACGAAAGUGAUAGUUUUUUUAAUUCCUCUCUGCAUCGCAUUUUCGAUUCCGAAAAUUUUAGUUUCUUUUCUCCAAAAAUAGCCUAACCUGGGGAGUGAAAUAGGAAAAAUUAAACUUCAGAAAAUCGUAGGGAAUGUAUUAGAUAAUAAGCUUCCAAAAUUGUACAUGAAUGAGCUAUGAAUGGAACGGUCAUCCAGGAAUUUUUAGCCUUCCUCAACCUAUGGAAACUUCUAGGCAAGAUUUGCCUCUCCGAACAGAUAUUUCACAGAAAACAGACGAGUCGUUGGGUGCCGCUGAGGAUGCAUAUCUAAGUACCUGUUUGAACAACCAAAAGCCUUAUAAAAAUGGCAGCCCAAAUCAUACGUGGCGAUGCAAAGGUUUUAGUUGUGUCUGGAUAAAAUUCUGGUAUCUAUCAACCGCUAAAUAUACAAUGUUUCCAACUUUUGGAGGCCACAAAUUAACCGAAGAGUCAAUCAUUUAAAUUCUAAAAUUCUUUCUCCUUUUUAAACUUAGAGUUAGCCGACGCUUUUUGCAAAUUUGAAAAACAUUUUGAUUGUAAAGCCAUCAUUUUUACGCAUUAAUUUUUUUGCAGCCGGUUUACAGGUAAUUUUCUCGACAGAUUACUGCAUGCAAAUCUGCUGUUGUGUUAGAUCAUCAGUCCCUGAAGUUGUCUUCAGUUUACCUUUAGACAAUUAUUAUUAACUUUUUAUUGACUUUUAUUCCGCUCUGAUGUUGAGCAGGUUUUGUUGUACACUGUUUCCACUACGAACUAUUCAUGACUAUUGCUAAACUUUAUAAUAAAUUUGUCACUCUAAUUUGUAACAUCUGUGCACCUUUGUCAACGUUUGCCUCAAUUUUUGCAUUUUGUAAUAUGUGUUGUUAUUAAAUCUACAGUUGGUAAUAACUCGUGCAUACGGUUUUACCGAUUCGCGCGACAACUUACUAAAUUAGAAUUGUGACAGCCUACCAUUGAAAAGUACGACAGCUAUCCAUCCAUAGAGUGCGAUAAUUUUUUUGUCGAACAGAUCGUGACAGUCUUGUUUUCAAUUAUUAACUUAGCCCAGUUUACAUAUUUAAAUUCUUUGCUUUUAAAUUUCUUACUAAGGCUGAAUAUCAAAGAAUAAACCUACUUAACCCAGCGGGCAGUAGGAAACCGGCCUGGUGAUUCAUAUUGAUAAGCUGAGGAAAAAUUUAGAAUUAAAGUUUGUUAACCUGCGCGCAGAGGUUUCUGUCUUGCAUGGCUUAGCGUUUAAGAAGUCGUUCGCAGAAACCAUGGAAACACUAAAAGCCACGCAAUAGAGAAACCCAACGGCUGAUCAGGGAAGGGGCCUGGGGCCCGCCCCCCCCGCUUGCUUAUUUUUAGACCGAAAAGGAGUCUGGAUGACCUUCGGAAAGGAUUGUGCUCAUUAUUGUGCAUUUUAUGACAAUUAUGUUUAUAAGCUUUGGAGAAGGCUGUUUGAUUGGAUAAAUACACACUGUUUUCGAAAAUUAUUAGGCUUUCCCAUUAAAUGGUAUCAUCAUCUUGAAAGGCAUGUGUGGUUUGAAUUUGAAACAAAAUCAACGAGAGAGAUCAUAGCCUGCGUAGCAAGCGUUUCCAAUCGAGUUAUUGCGCGAAAGUUACAGCGGAAGCGAUAAAAAAAAAAAGGUGGAAGAGGGAGGGGGACAUGAAAGAUGCUUUUGACUAUUAUCAAGCCCCUUACACAGUAAAUAUGAAGGAACGUCUUCUAAACAUGUCGGCGCCUAAUAAUGUAACUGUUUAAAUAUAUUAUUCCUGUUUCUUUAAGAAAUGCAGCUAUUCAAGGUCGUUGUGUUUCAAAAUUAACAAAGACAAGGAAAUCCCCUUUAAACUAAAGCAACUUGCAUGAACUUGUCAAAGUUCAGACACCGCGUCUCGGACACUGAUUAUUUUGUUAAAAAUCGUUCAUUAUUUCUUUGUUGUCCUAACCUUGCGCGCAGGUGCUACUUGUGCAAAGGAGAGAAGGAAUGACUCAUUGUGUUUUCACAAAUUGACUGGGGUGAUCGUUAAUUUGUCAUUUUUUCUUUUCAGUUCGUUCGGACGUUUAACGUAUAUACAUACAGUAACAAGAAAGAGCUACAAAAGCAGCUUUCAGGAACGUAUUGGAGGUAAAAGAAGCUAUUUGUAGCUGCUUCUCUGGCAGGCCUGAUUCUAAACCUCAGACGUCCCAGGUGGAUAGCAGCCCCUUGGACUAUCUUCUGGUGAGCCUCAACGAAUUGACGUCGCGACACAAUUUUUACAUUAGUCAUCGUCAGGAGAAGAAUUCUUGGACCCAAAAACUGACGGCAAAGUACUUGGUUUCGCCGGUUAUGAGGCGCAGCAUUUAACAUUCGUCACGGAAGCCGGGAAAAGUUCACUUUGGAAGCUCCUAGAUGUCAGUCGUUUUCUAAGCAAGCAAUACAAAAAAGCUCACCGAAAAAACUUUGAUGCAGCUAAUAACUAAGGUGUAAUAUAGUCUAUGUUAUCAGAAGUGGUUAACACGAAUCCAUUUAAGAAAAUGUAAAUUAGUUACGUUAAAGUCUUUGUGUAUAAUUUGGUAGAUAUAUCCUCUAAAGGAAACAAAGUAAUUCAGCGUCAAAUAUUUUUUUGUUUUGGACAAAUUUUUCCGACGCAAUGGCAUUCUCUGAUCCAAAACUUUGCGCGAACACCCAUUUGCACAAAGAGAUUUCGUAUUUUACCGCUUCACUUGCAACUGUUUUCUGCCUUGCAACUGUGAUUGGAAACGUUCUUGUUUGUUUAGCCAUCAUGCGGGAUCCAUUUAGAAAAAUGAAAACGCCUUUCCAUUACUUUUUACUGAGCUUAUCCGGGACAGACUUACUCGUGGGAUUAUUACUGGACCCCACCAUGAUAGUUGUCCACAUUAGAGAAGCACGUGGCACGAUAAAUAACGCUGAUAACUUACAGACUUCUCAUAUGGUCCAUAUGCUUUAUUUCAUUCUGGGUACGGCAUCAGUCUUAACGCUGGCAGCACUAGCGGCGGACCGGUAUGUCUCGGUAACAUCCCCAGUCAAAUACAGUACAAAGAUUACGUCUAAACGCGCCAUUGUAACUUCGGUGGUCAUUUGGAUUGUGUCGCUGGGUUUUUCUCUUUUAUACUUCAAACUCGGUUUCUUUUUGUACUCUUUCAUUUUUGCCAACACUGCUGUUUUUAGCACUUUUUUCAUUCUCCUGUUUGUUCACCGAAGUAUUCUCGGACGCUUGCGUGAACGCUCGAAAUUUUGGCAAGAUCAGAGAGCUGCUGAAAACACAAUGUGUGAAAAACUACAAUCCGCAAAGAACAUAAAGAACAUAAAGAAAGAGAGCAAAGUAGCCAAGACGUUAUCGAUUGUUCUUCUUACUUUUCUUGUAUCCUUUGUACCUGCCUGUGUGAUAAUUUACCUGCUUAAUUUCUGUUUAAGCUGUAAUUGUCUGCUGGUACAUUGGUUAAGAGAUAUUCAGAAAUUAACCAUAUCCUUAAAUUCUGCUGUCAACCCAUAUUUGUACGCCUGGCGGCUUCCACAGUUCAAAAAAGCCUUUUUGAAACUCCUACAUCUACAAAGGGCUCAAGCGCAAGUCAAUCCUGCACUGGUCUCCUCAGUCGGACAACCGGAUAACACUAAUCAAAUGCAACUUUCUUUAGUUUGUAACCAAGACCUCAGCUAGAAUCCAGUUCAGUCCUUUAUUUUUAUCCUGGUUGGUUAUGCCAUUUUAAAGGACUUUUCGUACCUGUUUGGCGCGAAAAUCACAUACCGGUCGAAAAUUCUACCGGUGACGUCAUGAUAAUUGACCAAUAGGAUAGUGAGUGAUAUUUCACGCCGUUCCCGACGCAGCAUAUGUCAAUCAUUUCUUACCCGCGUGAAUUUAUAUUAUUCAAAUCCAUUGAGAUCAGGCGAAACAAGUCGACUUCGUGACUUCGUCGCUCGCUCGGUCGCUGCGCAACCUCAUGCAUUGAAGCUCGCUUCGCUCACCUUUAAGAACUUAUAAGAGGUCGACUUGUAGCAAGUCUAGCCUUGGAUAUCAGUCAAUUCCCGUUAAUACGAACACUGGGUAUAGGCCAUAGAAAGUGUCAGUAUUAACGGGAUGUCCCGCGGGUUGAAAUUAGAGAAAAUGUAAGAACUUUAUUUCCCAAGGGACAAAGCGUGAAGUAUCCGUAUUGAGCUGCUCUUCGUAAAGCGGGGCGCUUUGACUGUAUUUAGAAUUGUAUUUUUUGCCUUAUUCUAGACAAUUGUUAUUCUAACAGGACGAAAACAUUGGCCACUAAAUAGGGUGCAGACCUCUUACAAAAGGGAAAUAGGCACCCUCGUCCGACUCUUUGUCCUUUUGAGACCCGAUAUUAUGAUUUAACAUUACAAGUUUUAAUUUCAAUUGUACAAUACAGUUUUUCUAGAUAAGUCUUUAGCUAGUUGUGAAUAACUGGUUUUGGUUUUCAGUUGCAAUUACCUGACAGGGAAAAAAGCGAGGCACGGAGACGAUAUCGUAGAACGUACGCAAUGAGUUUAAUCAACAGACCUGGAUCUUCUGUAUUAAGCAAUACUUGAGGCAGGUUCUGUGCAUUGUUUUUACAGCUAAGUGUAAUAUGUUCAUCUAUAAGUGUACUCAGGAUAAAAUUCCUUCAUAGGAAGUGCGUAGUGUAAUUAGCAUACAUUUAUUAUCAUGUAGAUUAAGUCAAAAUGAACCUUACAAUAUUCAGUAAAUUUUGUGCUGUUAUGGUAGUACUAGCUACUGUAGUUGGAAAAAGUUUUUAUCUAAAUGAUGGUUUGGCGAAUUUGAAUUUCAACCGUGCGAGGUUGUUACUGAUCUGUGACGUUUAUAACUAAAGGUAAUAAAUCAGUUAAAAGUGUGAGGAAAAGAAAGCAGUGUACCAGACAUUUUCUUUGGACCGGGGUCUGAUUCUUGCCUCCUACAUGUACACCAUGCCAGCUCUUGCUGUCUUGUCAAACACUGUUUCCAAACAGAAAACUCUCAAGACAAGCUCAGCCGACAUUUGGCGGCGCUACCACUGGUUUCCCUGCCAAAUGACGUCUGAGAAACGAGCGCAUAAAUUCCAUACUGAUGACGCGUCACUAGCCAGAUCUGGGUAUUGCUUCUGAUUGGUCAUGCCGCGUGGGAAAUUUUCUUUCGGUCGUAUAAUCUCCAUUCGACAACUGCCAUUCGCCGUUUUCUCCGACAACCUUUUUUGAAAUAGGUGUAUACUUGUGUAUAACAGAAUGUAUUACCAGAAAUUCCCAACGGACAUGCGCAAUGAGAAAUAGGAAAUUUCAAAGUUUUACAUUACAGAGAAACGACUGAGAACUGAAAUAAAAUCGACAAAAACUGUACUUAAAUCAUGUGUGUCAGCCGGUAUUCAUGCCACAUUAUUAGCCUUGUUGUUCACAAACAAUGUCCUGUUAAAGUUACAGAAGUAUUCCACCUAUCUCUCGUCAGAAUUGGUGGUAAACAAUAAUAUCGAUAAAAUUUGUGAAGUUUUCUACUUCAAGGUCUAAAUACAUUUACCCUUAGCCGAUUUGAAUAAGAUGUUGCUUUCACUGCUCGUCUGGAAAAUCGAUGAAAAAUCGAAUCAAUAAACAGCUGAGGUCGGUAGGUGAGAUAAUCCUGUCCUUGGUUAGACUAGGAUCAGAUGUAACAGUGGCUAGGGUGACUAGUGGGACACCAACUUUGUCUAAUAAGCAGUUUUGGGAGAGAAACUAUCCUAAAACACAGAGCAUCUCCAAAGCGCUAAAACGUCUAUAGAGUACUGGCCGAUCAUCAAGUUAGUGUAGUGUAAGUGUAAUAAUAAUAAUAAUAAUAAUAAUAAUAACAAUUUAUUUAUAUUGCAUUUAUUCCUUAGGAGUCCACAAGCGUUUCACAUUAAUAACAAUUAAAAAUUGCCUUAAAAAAAUAAAAUAUAACUUAAAUGAAAUCUCGAAAUCUUGGGACCAAUCUCUAACAUACGUUCUUAAAAUGUUUGUCUUCAACAAUAAGCCUUUUGGAAAAGAAACGUUUUCAGGGCUUUCUUAAAACUACUUACAGAAUCGCAGACUCUUAGUAUAGCUCGCGUGAAAGGACAUUGCAAGCACAUGUAGAAAAUACCCUGAACCGUACGAUUUUAAAUUAUAAGAGUUGUGUCUUCGAAGCUGCAUGUUUCCAGAUAUCUUUGGCUACGGCAAGGUCUAUGAAGGUCUGACAGAUCCUGGAGAUAAACAGGUGCAAUACCAUUCAUCACUUUAUACGUAAAUAACAAGAUCUUUUAAAAAUCUACGCGCUGCUCAACUGGCAACCAAUGAAGCUCCAUUAGUACCGAGCGAUAUGUGAUCAUGCUUCCUCAACAAUGUAACUAGCCUAGCUGCAGAGUGUAACACGUAUCGUGUAUUUUCAGUCUUUUGUAUUAUAUACGUCAUUUGGUGAUAGCACCUGCUCGCAACACUAAGAAACAAGAAAACAAUGAGACGGCCUCCCGAGAGAACAGGCAGGUAUAUAGUUUUCAUUUUAUAUAUGUCUGGUUUCGGAUGAAGCAUAGCUUCGAGUGUGAAGAUUGUCAUUGGCUAAAAUGUCACCCCCAACAGGGCAGCAGGUAAGUAAGGAAAGAAAAUAGGAAUAAAUUACCCAUCCUCACCUUGGCCGCUGGCAGGUGUGAACUGAUUGUACAACUGAAAUACGACUCCGUUUAAUUGGGGUUUUAUGAGUUCGCGUGCCUUUGAUAUUAAAGAACAAUCCUGCUUUAGUCGGAAGAUUUACUCUCAUUGAAAUAAGCUGAGGUAAGGACAGUACUUGCAUGUACGUGUUUGCUGGUAUAUAGGAUUAGGAUGCUGGUGUUAAACUUAAACAUUUCUUAGCCCUUUAGAAAAGGAAACAUUGAUAGCUAAACGAAAAUUACUACUUUUCAAACUCCAUUGCACUGCUAUGUGCCUGAAAGUAUGCGCGCGAUCUACAAAAGAACGAUCCAUGGUCGUUAUUUAUAGAUACAGUUCUAUAAGUAAGGGAAUGUACGUAUUUAAUAAGGGGGGGGGGGCGGAGGGCUGGGGCUUCAGAGGGAAGGGUCAUCCAAAAAAAUGGGACCCUUUGGGGGGUCAACCCUUAUCUUAAAAGGUAUUAAGGGAGAGCCAAGCCUUUUUUUCACAGUGGUUAGUGUAAAUGUUGUUAGUUACCACUUUGAUGUCAUUUUUUUCGUAUUCUAAAGAUUCGUACCAGUCUUUUCUAUUGAACAGGAACUUGUAAUUACUCAAGAUUCCAGUUAAACCGCACUUCUAUUGCAGUUCAUUCAUCAGAUUCAUUCACUCUUUCUGUCUUUCUUUUUUCUUCUUGUUCUGCCAUGGCACAUAACAGUCUCGGACGACCCGUGUUCUCAUUCGGCCGUACCUUGACGUUGAUGUGACCACUGCAUGUAGUACAGAGCUGUCACUUAUAUCGUAGACUACGAGCUGUCUCUCUUUUUUCUGUACAGGGGCACCCGAUGGAUCUGUUCCUCCUAAUAUCUGUUUUGCAUGUAAAUUUUUACUGGCUGGGAGUUUUGGUGAAAAUGAUGUGUUUGUUGGAAGGAAAAUGUUGCUGGGAAAGCAACAUUUAUUCAUAUUCUAGACAACAAUUUGUUGUCUAGAAUACCUGCUAUGUGGAAUUUAUCAGUACCCCCUUCCCCCCACUGAAGGGUUGAAUUUUGCCCUAUGACCACACCCUAACUAUCUGGGCAUGCGUUUGUUGGGAAACUUCCCGGUAAAUCAGUUUGCAGCGGUUGUAGGUGCACCUUGCUGGCUGGGAACUCUUCCGUCAGUCUUGCUGGCAGUGAGGAACAGAUAAAUUUUUCCCAGCAAACUCCCAACAUGCUUAAAAUAGCUUUAGAAAGCUUUAUUCAUGCUUUGUUGCUGUUUUUGGGCCUUUUUCUUAAAAUUUCCCGUUGGGUGCCCCUGUCUGUAGUCCGUGGAGCAAAACGCGAGACAGGCAAAUGGCCACGAGCGUGACUGAAGGCGCCGCUCUCCCGCGCACGUGCACGGCUCUCACUAAAUCUGAAGAAAAACAGAGACUGCUCGCAUGUUGACAGUGUUUCAGAGCCUACAAUCCUCUCCUCUUCAUCAUUUUUUGAGCCCGAAGAUGAAAUUUCUUCACGAAGUGGAGUCCCUUUCUCCAUGCCUGAUAUGUGCUUUAUAUAUGCCACUUUCUCUGGCCAUGGCUUCAUCAGAACAGCAAUGCGAACAAGCAUCGAAAGGAAUCGGGGAGGAAUUAACUAUCAGGGAAAAUGGGAAGCGGGGGGGGGGGUUGAAAAAGAGGAAAAGGGACGCCUGAUAUAUAAGAACCACCUUUCCUUCGUUUCUGCGGCCGCUGGUGGCUGUAAAUUUCCGUUUGGUUCAAGUUUUAGUUUUAGGUUUUCCCUCAUCGUAAUCACUCCCUCGGGCUCCCUUUUCGCCCUCGGGUCACGUAGUCUACACUUUGUUAUAAAUUUCAGCCUCUUAAUUUGUAACAUCCUUGCCACUUUGUAUACCUUAAAUUUCAGUAAUAACCCUUUGCGCAAAUCGUAAUGUAUAAGGCUGUCACAUUUUUUAAUGAAUGUCUUCAAACUUGGUAAACCUGAAUAUUUUUUACCGAUUGGUGUGACAGCUUCUUCUAUCAAAUUUGUGACAUCUAUUUAAUUUCAAAAACGUCUGAAUAGUUUAUUGCAAAGCAAGGAAUAAACUCGUUGUUUUUAACGUCAAUUCAGUCUAUACACUGGGUUUUACCUUUCGUACUUGUUCUGAAAGGACGAUACCUGGCGACCCUUAUUGAAAGAAGCUCGGGGGCAAGGCUAGUUCAAGAAAGAAAGCAUAAACAAAGGUACUAGUUAUUCAUCAGCAUGAUACAAACUAUCAUUAAAACCAAGAAAAUUUAACAUUUCUCAAUUUAAUGUUGAAUAGACUCGGAGAUUCUUUAUACUGACUCUUAAUGACUAGUCCUAAAUGGCUACUAGGCUCGAUUAUUCCCUUCAGGUGAUUCUUAGUAAGAUACGGCGUAAUGUUUCUGCUGAUCUUGUGACAAAGAAAAAUAUAACGAAAGUUCACAAAGACACUUCAUUCAUUUAAGACCAAAAAGGCAAGAUAUUACUAGUUAAACAGGUGUUUGGUUGCCUUUCGUUAUUGAAUGAAUAAAGUAUUUAGUCCUUCAGACGAGGAAAAUGCCGGCAGGAGGAAAAGAAAGAGGCCUUGAUUUUCCGCUUUAUUUCUUCACAGUUCGAACAGUGUUACAGUAACAGCGACAGAGGGAGACUACUUUUCAUGUCAAGAAGGAAUUGGAAAUCUGAGUUUCGUUACUUCCCUCUGGUAACUCAGCGAAAGCGGAGUCUCAACGUUCUUUUGUCAUGAUCGUCAAAGAAGAAUUCCAGGACUCGGGAAAAUGGAGCAAAAGUGUAAUUAGUUUUCAGUGGUAUUAUUGAGGCGAAGCAAAAUUUCCCGAUUACUCACACAAGAGAAAAAUAAGUAACACACAGUGGAAGCAGAGAUAUGUUCAACGAUCCAUGUCACGAGAGAAAAAGAUUUCUCAAAUUAAGACACGGAUAAAAUAAACCAUUUUUAAAAUACGAAGAACAAAGCGAAAACUGCCCUGAAGAAUUGAAGUGAAAAUAUAUAUCGAAAAUAUAGAAUAUCAUGACUACUAUGUAGAAAGCUAAGUGCGCUUACUGUAACAGUGAAAAACGUUCUGUGAAAGUCUUAUCUGGACGUCAAAAAGUUUUAUCUGAAGAUGGCAUUCUCUGAUCCAAAAUUUUGUGCGAGCACUCAUCAGUACAAAGGCCUUUCGUAUUUUACCGCAUCCCUUGCAAGCGUUUUCUGCUUUAUAACCGUUACUGGAAACGUCCUCGUUUGUUUAGCCAUUGUACGGGAUCCAUUUAAAAAUAUGAAAAAGCCUUUCCAUUACUUUUUGCUGAGCUUAUCCGGGACAGAUUUACUUGUGGGAUUAUUAGUAAACCCCACAUUAAUAGCAUAUGUCAUAACCGAAGCACGUGGUAUGGUAAAUAUCGUUGAUAUCAUAUCGACCUCGCAUAUAUUAUAUUUCAUUCUGGGUACGGCAUCAGUCUUAACUCUGGCAGCACUUACCGCGGAUAGGUAUGUCUCGGUAACAUCACCAAUCAAAUACAAGACGACGGUUUCGUCUAAACGCGCCAUUAUUACCUCAGUGUCGAUCUGGGUAGCCUCGUUAGGCUUGUCCUGUUUAUACUUUGAACUCGGUUUUUUUCUGUACUCUUUUAUUUUUGUCAACACUGCUGUUUUUAGCACUAUUAUCAUUCUCCUGUUUGUUCAUAGAGCCACUCUCAAAAUCCUACGUGAGCGAUCAAAAUUUUGGCAAAACCAGAGAGCAAUUGAAAACACAGUAACAGCCAAACAGAAAUACACGAAAAACAUAAAAAAGAUAAAGAAAAAACGAAAAGUAACAAAGGCGUUAUCGAGUGUUCUUAUUGCUUUUCUUGUAUCCUUUGUACCUGCCUGUGUGAUAAUUUACCUGCUUAAUUUCUGUUUAAGCUGUGAUUGUCUGCUAGUACAUUGGUUAAGAGAUAUUCAGAUGUUAAUUGUGUCCUUAAAUUCUGCUGUCAACCCUUAUUUGUACGCCUGGCGACUUCCACAAUUCAGAAAAGCUUUUUUGAAACUCCUCCACCUACAAAAGAGGGCUCAGGUUCGAGUCAAUCCUGUACCCUUUACUCAAGAAAAAUCGAGUUGUUGAUACUUCAAUACUCAUGAUCAGCAGACCACUGAGAAAAAUGAGAAAACAACACUUUUGUUUUUGAUUUCGAUAUUUACACUUACGGUCCAAAUUUCGGUUUGGGUUGGAAUAUUAUGGCGAAAAAUAUUCUUCCUUUUUGCAAUUGCAGUAUUUCAAUUUAGCUAUGUCACUGGCUGAUUUUAAGUAGCGCUUUUUUUCAGUAUUUCUUAGACAGCAAGCAAAUAUAGUUUCAAGGAUGUCAUUUGCUUUUUGAGCUCCACUGCGGUAUCACGAGACAUUACAGACCUUAAGAUAUACCGUUUCCGGGUACGGGUACGGGUAAAUUAGCCGUACACGUAGCCGUAAGCACGGGUAAACUGCAUCUUACCCGCAAGAAACGGGUAGGUUACCUGGUAGAGUGUUUACGCCAUUAUCACAUCUGGUAAAUAACGGUUGCCUUUCAUAAAACUACGAGGUAAACAUCUUCGCUUACCCGUACCUGUAGGCUGAAAUGGUGUAUCUUAAGGUCACUAAUAAAGGUAUUUCCUUACGUUUAAAAUUCCCAAACCAAAUGUGUGUAGUAGUUUAAGUUAAUUUAACUAGAAAAAUCUAGUGAAUUUCUUGUUGGGUGGUUUCUUUUAUCUUAUUUCGUACAAUGGAUUGUUAGCGAUGUAAAGUUUAAACUGAGUAAUUGGAAAUUAAAGGUAUUAAUACAAAACAGAGCCGAUGCGAUGUGUACGCCAUUCCUUUCCCGGCAGUCCCCGGGGUCAGCUCUAUUUGUAAAGCAGUCAGCUGCCACGUUUGCAGCAGGGUGCGACCAGCUUGCCUUUUCCUCAAACACAUAUGAUGUAUUCAAUUCACGGCCAAAUGGAUGGUCCCCAAUUAUUUCAACAGAGCGCCCAUAAACAAGUGCAAUGUACGAAAUAGCAAUCAUGAGUUGUGCAGCUGGAGUGACAUCCAUAUUUAAAACUGGAAUGAUCAUGUCUGGAAGUUAUCCGUUUCGAAAAAUUUCACAAUUUCUUUUGAACAGGAAAACUGUAAGUUUUCGAGCUGUUUUUCCAAAACAUUUACAUUUAACAAAUAUUUAGAUGUACCUUUAAUAGAGACACCACUGCCAAUGAAAGAUAUCGUUGGUUUUCACAUGACGUCACUAAAAUUCAAACUAAAAAAAUAUCGAUCCUACCGGGAUUUUACUUUCACGAUGCAUUAGAGCAGCUGAAAACUAAUUUUCAUACAGAUUUUCGCUUCAAAAGGAUUCUUGGUUUUGUGAUAGAGAACGCUUCAAUUUCUAAGCUUUUGCGUGACGCGGCAUUUACAUGACGGCCAAGAGAGACGGUCAAGAGAGCUGUCAUGUAGGUUAAAAAAUGACUUAUUUCAGGAAAUUUUGCUAUUUAAACAGUUCAUGUAUUAGAAAAGUACUACUUUCAUGUUUAUGAGUUUCUCGAAGAAUAAAUUAACGCUUUCGUAGCAAAACUCGGUAACAGAUGUUUCUGUUGGUUUCCGUCCGCCAUGUUGGAGCUCAUCCAGGUGAGCACCAGCAUGGCGUCUCCAUAAAAUCUCUAUAAGUUUGGGUAAAACAUUUCUUCGUAUAUCUCGUAUACGAAAUAUUCCUCUGACCUGAAUCUUGGCGAGGGUCUUUGUAUAUGUACCUCCUUUCAUUUCCCAGAUUGUGGACUUUGUCUAUUGAACUGUUUUGAUUUUUAUUUUUUGAUCUAUUUUGAAUGGCGUGACACUGAAAACCAGCAAUAGCCUAAACAUUACGGAGAAGAUAUACUUUGAACUGUUCUUUGGACCUGUUAUUACUGAAUAUUUUCCCACAACAUGUUUUCGGCAGCAAUUAUGUAAUAAUGGCUGCCAAAUGACAACUCUCACCUGUCUUGGAUAACCUUACCUGGAGGGAGCCUUGCUUCUUGUUGGAGAACGCUGGAUCAAUUUAGGUUCGUGUUCCAUUUACCGUUUGUUUACCGUUUGAGUCACCUAUACCGAUAUAUCGCUAACUAUGUAUAUGAAUCAAUGAUAAAUAAACGGGGGGGGGGACGGGGGCUGAAAAAGAGGAAAAGGGACGCCUGAUAUGUAAGAACCACCUUUUCCUUCGUUUCUGCGGCCGCUGGUGGCUGUAAAUUUCCGUUUGGUUCCAGUUUUAGUUUUAGGUUUCCCCUCAUCGUAAUCACUCCCUCGUGCUCCCUUUUCGCCCCCGGGUCACGUAGUCUACACUUUGUUAUAAAUUUCAGCCUCUUAAUUUGUAACAUCCUUGCCACUUUGUAUACCUUAAAUUUCAGUAAUAACCCUUUGCGCAAAUCGCAAUGUAUAAGGCUGUCACAUUUUUUAAUGAAUGUCUUCAAACUUGGUAAACCUGAAUAUUUUUUACCGAUAGGUGUGACAGCUUCUUCUAUCAAAAUUUGUGACAUCUAUUUAAUUUAAAAAACGUGUGAAUAGUUUAUUGCAAAGCAAGGAAUAAACACGUUGUUUUUAACGUCAAUUCAGUCUAUUCACUGGAUUUUAACUUUCGUACUUGUUCUGAAAGGAAGAUACCUGGCGACCCUUAUUGAAAGAAGCUUGGGAGCAAGGCUAGUUCAAGAAAGAAAGCAAAAUUAAACAAAGGUACUAGUUAUUCAUCAGCAUGAUACAAACUAUUAUUAAAACCAAGAAAAUUUAACAUUUCUCAAUUUUAUGUUGAAUACAGAGAUUCUUUAUGCUGACUCUUAAUGACUAGUCCUAUAUGACUACUAGGUUCGAUUAUUUCCUUCAGCAUUCUUAGUAAGAUACAGCGUAAUGUUUCUGCUGAUCUCAGUGACAAAGAACAUGAAUAUAACGAAAGUUCACAAAGACACUUCAUUUAUUUAAGACCAAAAAGGCAAGAUAUUACUAGUUAAACAGGUGUUUGGUUGCCUUUUGUUAUUGAAUGGAUAAAGUAUUUGGUCCUUCAAACGAGAAAAAAGCCAGCAGGAGGAAAAGAAAGAGGCCUUGAUUUUCCGCUUUAUUUCUUCACAGUUCGAACAGUGUUACAGUAACAGCGACAGAGGGAGACUACUUUUCAUGUCAAGAAGGAAUUGGAAAUCUGAGUUUUGUUACUUCCCUCUGGCAACUCAGUGAAAGCAGAGUCUCAACGUUCUUUUAUCAUGAUCGCGUCAAAGAAGAAUUCCAGGACUCGGGAAAAUGGAGCAAAAGAUUAAUUAGUUUUCAGUGGUAUUAUUGAGGCGAAGCAAAAUUUCCCGGUUACUCACACAAGGGAAAUACAAGUAACACACUGUGGAAUCCGAGAUAUGUUCAACCAUCCAUGUCACGAGAGAAAAAGAUUUCUCAAAGUAAGACACGGAUAAAAUAAACCAUUUUUAAAAGACGCGGAACAAAGCGAAAACUGCCCUGAAGAAUUGAAGUGAAAAUAUAUAGAAUAUCAUGACUGGUAUGUAGACAGCUAAGUGCACUUACUGUAACAGUGUAAAACGUGCUGUGAAAGUCUUAUCUGGAUGUCAAAACGUUCUUUAUCUGAAGAUGGCAUUCUCUGAUCCAAAACUUUGUGCGAGCACUCAUCAGUACACAGGUCUUUCGUAUUUUGCCGCUUCCCUUGCAAGCGUUUUCUGCUUUAUAACCGUUACUGGAAACGUCCUUGUUUGUUUAGCUAUUGUACGGGAUCCAUUCAAAAAUAUGAAAAAGCCUUUCCAUUACUUUUUGCUGAGCUUAUCCGGGACAGAUUUACUUGUGGGAUUAUUAGUAAACCCCACAUUAACAGCAUAUGCCAUAAGCGAGGCACGUGGUAUGGUAAAUAUCGUUGAUAUGAUAUCGACCUUGCAUAUAUUUUAUUUCAUUCUGGGUACGGCAUCAAUCUUAACUCUGGCAGCACUUACCGCGGAUAGGUAUGUCUCGGUAACAUCACCAAUCAAAUACAAGACGAAGGUUUCGUCUAAACACGCCAUCGUUACCUCAGUGUCGAUCUGGGUAGCCUCGUUAGGCUUGUCCUUCUUAUACUUUGAGCUCGGUUUUUUUCUGUACUCUUUUAAUUUUGUCAACACUGCUGUUUUUAGCACUAUUAUCAUUCUCCUGUUUGUUCAUAGAGCCACUCUCAAAAUCCUACGUGAGCGAUCAAAAUUUUGGCAAAACCAGAAAGCAAUUGAAAACACAGUAACAGCAAAACAGAAAUACACGAAAAACAUAAAAAAGAUAAAGAAAAAACGAAAAGUAACAAAGGCGUUAUCAAGUGUCCUUAUUGCUUUUCUUGUAUCCUUUGUACCUGUCUGUGUGAUAAUUUACUUGCUUAAUUUCUGUUUAAGCUGUAAUUGUCUGCUGGUACAUUGGUUAAGAGAUAUUCAGGUAUUAAUUGUGUCCUUAAAUUCUGCUGUCAACCCUUAUUUGUACGCCUGGCGACUUCCACAAUUCAGAAAAGCUUUUUUGAAAAUCCUCCACCUACAAAAGAGGGCUCAGGUUCGAGUCAAUCCUGUACCCUUUACUCAAGAAAAAUCGAGUUGUUGAUACUUCAAUACUCAUGAUCAGCAGACCACUGAGAAAAAUGAGAAAACAACACUUUUGUUUUUGAUUUCGAUAUUUACACUUACGGUCCAAAUUUCGGUUUGGGUUGGAAUAUUAUGGCGAAAAAUAUUCUUCCUUUUUGCAAUUGCAGUAUUUCAAUUUAGCUAUGUCACUGGCUGAUUUUAAGUAGCGCUUUUUUUCAGUAUUUCAUCAUAGCAAACAAAUAUAGUUUCAAGAAUGUCAUUUGCUUUUUGAGCUCCACUGCGGUAUCACGAGACAUUACAGACCUUAAGAUAUACCGUUUUCGGGUACGGGUACGGGUAAAUUAGCCGUACACGUAGCCGUAAGCACGGGUAAACUGCAUCUUACCCGCAAGAAACGGGUAGGUUACCUGGUAGAAUGGUUACGCCAUUAUCACAUCUGGUAAAUAAUGGUUGCCUUUCAUAAAACUACGAGGUAAACAUCUUCUCUUACCCGUACCCGUAGGCUGAAAUGGUGUAUCUUAAGGUCACUAAUUAAGGUAUUUCCUUACGUUUAAAAUCCCCAAACCAAAUGUGCGUAGUAGUUUAAGUUAAUUUAACUAGAAAAAUCUAGUGAAUUUCUUGUUGGGUGGUUUCUUUUAUCUUAUUUCGUACAAUGGAUUGUUAGCGAUGUAAAGUUUAAACUGAGUAAUUGGAAAUUAAAGGUAUUAAUACAAAACAGAGCCGAUGCGAUGUGUACGCCAUUCCUUUCCCGGCAGUCCCCGGGGUCAGCUCUAUUUGUAAAGCAGUCAGCAGCUGCCACGUUUGCAGCAGGGUGCGACCAGCUUCCCUUUUCCUCAAUCACAUAUGGUGUAUUCAAUUCACGGCCAAAUGGAUGGUCCCCAAUUAUUCCAACAGAGCGCCCAUAAACAAGUGCAAUGUACGAAAUAGCAAUCAUGAGUUGUGCAGCUGGAGUGACAUCCAUAUUUAAAACUGGAAUGAUCAUGUCUGGAAGUUUUCCGUUUCGAAAAAUUUCACAAUUUCUUUUGAACAGGAAAACUGUAAGUUUUCGAGCUGUUUUUCCAAAACAUUUACAUUUAACAAAUAUUUAGAUGUACCUUUAAUAGAGACACCACUGCCAAUGAAAGAUAUCGUUGGUUUUCACAUGACGUCACUAAAAUUCAAACUAAAAAAAUAUCGAUCCUACCGGGAUUUUACUUUCACGAUGCAUUAGAGCAGCUGAAAACUGAUUUUCAUACAAAUUUUCGCUUCAAAAGGAUUCUUGGUUUUGUGAUAGAGAACGCUUCAAUUUCUAAGCUUUUGCGUGACGUGGCAUUUACAUGACGGCCAAGAGAGACGGUCAAGAGAGCUGUCAUGUAGGUUGAAAAAUGACUUAUUUCAGGAAAUUUUGCUAUUUAAACAGUUCAUGUAGUAGAAAAAGUACUACUUUCAUUGGUGUAUGAGUUUCUCGAAGAAUAAAUUCACGCUUUUGUAGCAAAACUCGGUAACAGAUGUUUCUGUUGGUUUCCAACCGCCAUGUUGGAGCUUAUCCAGGUGAGCACCAGCAUGGCGUCUCCAUACAAAUCUCUAUAAGUUUGGGUAAAACAUUUCUUCGGAUAUCUCGCAUACGAAAUAUUCCUCUGACCUGAAUCUUGGCGAGGGUCUUUGUAUAUGUACCUCCUUUUAUUUCCCAGAUUCUGGACUCUAUCUAUUGAACUGUUUUGAUUUUUAUUUUGAUCUAUUUUGAAUGCCGUGACACUGAAAACCAGCAAUAGCCUAAACAUUACGGAGAAGAUAUACUUUGAACUGUUCUUUGGACCUGUUAUUACUGAAUAUUUUCCCACAACAUGUUUUCGGCAGCAAUUAUGUAAUUAUGGCUGCCAAAUGACAACACUCACCUGUCUUGGAUAACCUUACCUGGAGCGAGCAUUGCUUCUUGUUGGAGAACGCUGGAUCAAUUUAGGUUCGUGUUCCAUUUACCGUUUGUUUACCGUUUGCGUCACCUAUACCGAUAUAUCGCUAACUAUGUAUAUGAAUCAAUGAUAAAUAAACGGGGGGGGGCAGGGGUGAAAAAAAGAGGAAAAGGGACGCCUGAUGUGUAAGAACCACCUUUUCCUUCGUUUCUGCGGCCGCUGGUGGCUGUAAAUUUCCGUUUGGUUCCAGUUUUAGUUUUAGGUUUCCCCUCAUCGUAAUCACUCCCUCGUGCUCCCUUUUCGCCCCCGGGUCACGUAGUCUACACUUUGUUAUAAAUUUCAGCCUCUUAAUUUGUAACAUCCUUGCCACUUUGUAUACCUUAAAUUUCAGUAAUAACCCUUUGCGCAAAUCGCAAUGUAUAAGGCUGUCACAUUUUUUAAUGAAUGUCUUCAAACUUGGUAAACCUGAAUAUUUUUUACCGAUUGGUGUGACAGCUUCUUCUAUCAAAAUUUGUGACAUCUAUUUAAUUUCAAAAACGUGUGAAUAGUUUAUUGCAAAGCAAGGAAUAAACAAGUUGUUUUUAACGUCAAUUCAGUCUAUUCACUGGAUUUUAACUUUCGUACUUGUUCUGAAACGAAGAUACCUGGCGAUCCUUAUUGAAAGAAGCUUGGGAGCAAGGCUAGUUCAAGAAAGAAAACAAAAUUAAACAAAGGUACUAGUUAUUCAUCAGCAUGAUACAAACUAUUAUUAAAACCAAGAAAAUUUAACAUUUCUCAAUUUUAUGUUGAAUACAGAGAUUCUUUAUGCUGACUCUUAAUGACUAGUCCUAUAUGACUACUAGGUUCGAUUAUUCCCUUCAGCAUUCUUAGUAAGAUACAGCGUAAUGUUUCUGCUGAUCUUGUGACAAAGAACAUGAAUAUAACGAAAGUUCACAAAGACACUUCAUUUAUUUAAGACCAAAAAGGCAAGAUAUUACUAGUUAAACAGGUGUUUGGUUGCCUUUUGUUAUUGAAUGGAUAAAGUAUUUGGUCCUUCAAACGAGAAAAAAGCCAGCAGGAGGAAAAGAAAGAGGCCUUGAUUUUCCGCUUUAUUUCUUCACAGUUCGAACAGUGUUACAGUAACAGCGACGACAGAGGGAGACUACUUUUCAUGUCAAGAAGGAAUUGGAAAUCUGAGUUUUGUUACUUCCCUCUGGCAACUCAGUGAAAGCGGAGUCUCAACGUUCUUUUAUCAUGAUCGCGUCAAAGAAGAAUUCCAGGACUCGGGAAAAUGGAGCAAAAGAUUAAUUAGUUUUCAGUGGUAUUAUUGAGGCGAAGCAAAAUUUCCCGGUUACUCACACAAGGGAAAUACAAGUAACACACUGUGGAAUCCGAGAUAUGUUCAACCAUCCAUGUCACGAGAGAAAAAGAUUUCUCAAAGUAAGACAGGGAUAAAAUAAACCAUUUUUAAAAGACGCGGAACAAAGCGAAAACUGCCCUGAAGAAUUGAAGUGAAAAUAUAUAGAAUAUCAUGACUGGUAUGUAGACAGCUAAGUGCACUUACUGUAACAGUGUAAAACGUUCUGUGAAAGUCUUAUCUGGAUGUCAAAACGUUCUUUAUCUGAAGAUGGCAUUCUCUGAUCCAAAACUUUGUGCGAGCACUCAUCAGUACACAGGUCUUUCGUAUUUUGCCGCUUCCCUUGCAAGCGUUUUCUGCUUUAUAACCGUUACUGGAAACGUCCUCGUUUGUUUAGCCAUUGUACGGGAUCCAUUCAAAAAUAUGCAAAAGCCUUUCCAUUACUUUUUGCUGAGCUUAUCCGGGACAGAUUUACUUGUGGGAUUAUUAGUAAACCCCACAGUAACAGCAUAUGCCAUAAGCGAGGCACGUGGUAUGGUAAAUAUCGUUGAUAUCAUAUGGACCUUGCAUAUAUUUUAUUUCAUUCUGGGUACGGCAUCAAUCUUAACUCUGGCAGCACUUACCGCGGAUAGGUAUGUCUCGGUAACAUCACCAAUCAAAUACAAGACGAAGGUUUCGUCUAAACACGCCAUCGUUACCUCAGUGUCGAUCUGGGUAGCCUCGUUAGGCUUGUCCUUCUUAUACUUUGAGCUCGGUUUUUUUCUGUACUCUUUUAUUUUUGUCAACACUGCUGUUUUUAGCACUAUUAUCAUUCUCCUGUUUGUUCAUAGAGCCACUCUCAAAAUCCUACGUGAGCGAUCAAAAUUUUGGCAAAACCAGAGAGCAAUUGAAAACACAGUAACAGCCAAACAGAAAUACACGAAAAACAUAAAAAAGAUAAAGAAAAAACGAAAAGUAACAAAGGCGUUAUCGAGUGUUCUUAUUGCUUUUCUUGUAUCCUUUGUACCUGCCUGUGUGAUAAUUUACUUGCUUAAUUUCUGUUUAAGCUGUAAUUGUCUGCUGGUACAUUGGUUAAGAGAUAUUCAGGUAUUAAUUGUGUCCUUAAAUUCUGCUGUCAACCCUUAUUUGUACGCCCGGCGACUUCCACAAUUCAGAAAAGCUUUUUUGAAAAUCCUCCACCUACAAAAGAGGGCUCAGGUUCGAGUCAAUCCUGUACCCUUUACUCCAGAAAAAUCGAGUUGUUGAUACUUCAAUACUCAUGAUCAGCAGACCACUGAGAAAAAUGAGAAAACAACACUUUUGUUUUUGAUUUCGAUAUUUACACUUACGGUCCAAAUUUCGGUUUGGCUUGGAAUAUUAUGGCGAAAAAUAUUCUUCCUUUUUGCAAUUGCAGUAUUUCAAUUUAGCUAUGUCACUGGCUGAUUUUAAGUAGCGCUUUUUUUCAGUAUUUCAUCAUAGCAAACAAAUAUAGUUUCAAGAAUGUCAUUUGCUUUUUGAGCUCCACUGCGGUAUCACGAGACAUUACAGACCUUAAGAUAUACCGUUUUCGGGUACGGGUACGGGUAAAUUAGCCGUACACGUAGCCGUAAGCACGGGUAAACUGCAUCUUACCCGCAAGAAACGGGUAGGUUACCUGGUAGAAUGGUUACGCCAUUAUCACAUCUGGUAAAUAAUGGUUGCCUUUCAUAAAACUACGAGGUAAACAUCUUCUCUUACCCGUACCCGUAGGCUGAAAUGGUGUAUCUUAAGGUCACUAAUUAAGGUAUUUCCUUACGUUUAAAAUCCCCAAACCAAAUGUGCGUAGUAGUUUAAGUUAAUUUAACUAGAAAAAUCUAGUGAAUUUCUUGUUGGGUGGUUUCUUUUAUCUUAUUUCGUACAAUGGAUUGUUAGCGAUGUAAAGUUUAAACUGAGUAAUUGGAAAUUAAAGGUAUUAAUACAAAACAGAGCCGAUGCGAUGUGUACGCCAUUCCUUUCCCGGCAGUCCCCGGGUCAGCUCUAUUUGUAAAGCAGUCAGCAGCUGCCACGUUUGCAGCAGGGUGCGACCAGCUUCCCUUUUCCUCAAACACAUAUGGUGUAUUCAAUUCACGGCCAAAUGGAUGGUCCCCAAUUAUUUCAACAGAGCGCCCAUAAACAAGUGCAAUGUACGAAAUAGUAAUCAUGAGUUGUGCAGCUGGAGUGACAUCCAUAUUUAAAACUGGAAUGAUCAUGUCUGGAAGUUUUCCGUUUCGAAAAAUUUCACAAUUUCUUUUGAACAGGAAAACUGUAAGUUUUCGAGCUGUUUUUCCAAAACAUUUACAUUUAACAAAUAUUUAGAUGUACCUUUAAUAGAGACACCACUGCCAAUGAAAGAUAUCGUUGGUUUUCACAUGACGUCACUAAAAUUCAAACUAAAAAAAUAUCGAUCCUACCGGGAUUUUACUUUCACUAUGCAUUAGAGCAGCUGAAAACUGAUUUUCAUACAAAUUUUCGCUUCAAAAGGAUUCUUGGUUUUGUGAUAGAGAACGCUUCAAUUUCUAAGCUUUUGCGUGACGUGGCAUUUACAUGACGGCCAAGAGAGACGGUCAAGAGAGCUGUCAUGUAGGUUAAAAAAUGACUUAUUUCAGGAAAUUUUGCGAUUUAAACAGUUCAUGUAUUAGAAAAGUACUACUUUCAUGUUUAUGAGUUUCUCGAAGAAUAAAUUAACGCUUUUGUAGCAAAACUCGGUAACAGAUGUUUCUGUUGGUUUCCGUCCGCCAUGUUGGAGCUCAUCCAGGUGAGCACCAGCAUGGCGUCUCCAUAAAAUCUCUAUAAGUUUGGGUAAAACAUUUCUUCGUAUAUCUCGUAUACGAAAUAUUCCUCUGACCUGAAUCUUGGCGAGGGUCUUUGUAUAUGUACCUCCUUUCAUUUCCCAGAUUGUGGACUUUGUCUAUUGAACUGUUUUGAUUUUUAUUUUUUGAUCUAUUUUGAAUGGCGUGACACUGAAAACCAGCAAUAGCCUAAACAUUACGGAGAAGAUAUACUUUGAACUGUUCUUUGGACCUGUUAUUACUGAAUAUUUUCCCACAACAUGUUUUCGGCAGCAAUUAUGUAAUUAUGGCUGCCAAAUGACAACUCUCACCUGUCUUGGAUAACCUUACCUGGAGGGAGCCUUGCUUCUUGUUGGAGAACGCUGGAUCAAUUUAGGUUCGUGUUCCAUUUACCGUUUGUUUACCGUUUGAGUCACCUAUACCGAUAUAUCGCUAACUAUGUAUAUGAAUCAAUGAUAAAUAAACGGGGGGGGGGGUGAAAAAGAGGAAAAGGGACGCCUGAUGUGUAAGAACCACCUUUUCCUUCGUUUCUGCGGCCGCUGGUGGCUGUAAAUUUCCGUUUGGUUCCAGUUUUAGUUUUAGGUUUCCCCUCAUCGUAAUCACUCCCUCGUGCUCCCUUUUCGCCCCCGGGUCACGUAGUCUACACUUUGUUAUAAAUUUCAGCCUCUUAAUUUGUAACAUCCUUGCCACUUUGUAUACCUUAAAUUUCAGUAAUAACCCUUUGCGCAAAUCGCAAUGUAUAAGGCUGUCACAUUUUUUAAUGAAUGUCUUCAAACUUGGUAAACCUGAAUAUUUUUUACCGAUAGGUGUGACAGCUUCUUCUAUCAAAAUUUGUGACAUCUAUUUAAUUUCAAAAACGUGUGAAUAGUUUAUUGCAAAGCAAGGAAUAAACAAGUUGUUUUUAACGUCAAUUCAGUCUAUUCACUGGAUUUUAACUUUCGUACUUGUUCUGAAACGAAGAUACCUGGCGAUCCUUAUUGAAAGAAGCUUGGGAGCAAGGCUAGUUCAAGAAAGAAAGCAAAAUUAAACAAAGGUACUAGUUAUUCAUCAGCAUGAUACAAACUAUUAUUAAAACCAAGAAAAUUUAACAUUUCUCAAUUUUAUGUUGAAUACAGAGAUUCUUUAUGCUGACUCUUAAUGACUAGUCCUAUAUGACUACUAGGUUCGAUUAUUCCCUUCAGCAUUCUUAGUAAGAUACAGCGUAAUGUUUCUGCUGAUCUUGUGACAAAGAACAUGAAUAUAACGAAAGUUCACAAAGACACUUCAUGUAUUUAAGACCAAAAAGGCAAGAUAUUACUAGUUAAACAGGUGUUUGGUUGCCUUUUGUUAUUGAAUGGAUAAAGUAUUUAGUCCUUCAAACGAGAAAAAAGCCAGCAGGAGGAAAAGAAAGAGGCCUUGAUUUUCCGCUUUAUUUCUUCACAGUUCGAACAGUGUUACAGUAACAGCGACGACAGAGGGAGACUACUUUUCAUGUCAAGAAGGAAUUGGAAAUCUGAGUUUUGUUACUUCCCUCUGGCAACUCAGUGAAAGCGGAGUCUCAACGUUCUUUUAUCAUGAUCGCGUCAAAGAAGAAUUCCAGGACUCGGGAAAAUGGAGCAAAAGAUUAAUUAGUUUUCAGUGGUAUUAUUGAGGCGAAGCAAAAUUUCCCGGUUACUCACACAAGGGAAAUACAAGUAACACACUGUGGAAUCCGAGAUAUGUUCAACCAUCCAUGUCACGAGAGAAAAAGAUUUCUCAAAGUAAGACACGGAUAAAAUAAACCAUUUUUAAAAGACGCGGAACAAAGCGAAAACUGCCCUGAAGAAUUGAAGUGAAAAUAUAUAGAAUAUCAUGACUGGUAUGUAGACAGCUAAGUGCACUUACUGUAACAGUGUAAAACGUUCUGUGAAAGUCUUAUCUGGAUGUCAAAACGUUUUUUAUCUGAAGAUGGCAUUCUCUGAUCCAAAACUUUGUGCCAGCACUCAUCAGUACACAGGCCUUUCGUAUCUUGCCGCUUCCCUUGCAAGCGUUUUCUGCUUUAUAACCGUUACUGGAAACGUCCUUGUUUGUUUAGCCAUUGUACGAGAUCCAUUCAAAAAUAUGAAAAAGCCUUUCCAUUACUUUUUGCUGAGCUUAUCCGGGACAGAUUUACUUGUGGGAUUAUUAGUAAACCCCACAGUAACAGCAUAUGCCAUAAGCGAGGCACGUGGUAUGGUAAAUAUCGUUGAUAUCAUAUGGACCUUGCAUAUAUUUUAUUUCAUUCUGGGUACGGCAUCAAUCUUAACUCUGGCAGCACUUACCUCGCAUAGGUAUGUCUCGGUAACAUCACCAAUCAAAUACAAGACGAAGGUUUCGUCUAAACACGCCAUCGUUACCUCAGUGUCGAUCUGGGUAGCCUCGUUAGGCUUGUCCUUCUUAUACUUUGAGCUCGGUUUUUUUCUGUACUCUUUUAUUUUUGUCAACACUGCUGUUUUUAGCACUAUUAUCAUUCUCCUGUUUGUUCAUAGAGCCACUCUCAAAAUCCUACGUGAACGAUCAAAAUUUUGGCAAGGUCAGAGAGCAAUUGAAAACACAGUAACAGCCAAACAGAAAUACACGAAAAACAUAAAAAAGAUAAAGAAAAAACGAAAAGUAACAAAGGCGUUAUCGAGUGUUCUUAUUGCUUUUCUUGUAUCCUUUGUACCUGCCUGUGUGAUAAUUUACCUGCUUAAUUUCUGUUUAAGCUGUAAUUGUCUGCUGGUACAUUGGUUAAGAGAUAUUCAGGUAUUAAUUGUGUCCUUAAAUUCGGCCGUCAACCCCUAUUUGUACGCCUGGCGUCUUCCACAAUUCAGAAAAGCCUUUUUGAAAGUCCUCCACCUACAAAAGAGGGCUCAGGUUCGAGUCAAUCCUGCACCCUUUGCUCAAGAAAAAUCGAGUGGUUAAUACUCAUAAUCGGCAGACCACCGAGAAAAAUGAGGAAAGAACACUUUUGUUUUUGAUUUCGAUAUUUACACAUACGGUCCAAAUUUCGGUUUCGGUUGGAAUAUUAUGGAGAAAAACAUUCUUCUUUUUUGCAAUUGCAGUAUUUCAAUUUAGCUAUGUCACCGGCUGAUUUUAAGUAGCACCUUUUUCAGUAUUUUUUAGAUAGCAAACAAACAUUUUUGAGCUCCACCGAGGUAUCAUGAGGCAUUAUAGACCUUAAGAUGUACAGUUUUCAUAUACGGGUACGGGUAAAUUAGCCGUACUCGUCGUAGCCGUAAGCACGGGUCACUUUUACCCGCAAGAAACGGAUGGGUUACCAGGUAGAAUGGUUACGCCAUUAUCACAUCUGGUAAAUACCGGUUCCCUUUCAUAAUACUACAAGGUAAACAUGUUCGCUUACCCUUACCGGUAGGCUGAAAUGGAGUAUCUUAUAUAAAUAAGGUCCCUAAUAAUGGUAUUUCCUUAAGUUUAAAAACCCCCAAAAGCAAAUGUGUUUAGUAAAGUUAAUUUAACUUUAAAAAUCGAGUGAAUUUCUUGUUAGGUGGUUUCUUUUAUCUUAUUUCGUGAAUUUUAUUCAUACAAUGGAUUGUUAGCGAUGUAAAGUUUAAAGUGAGAAAUUGGAAAUUAAAGGUAUUAAUACAAAACAGAGCCGAUGCGAUGUGUACGCCAUUCCUUUCCCGGCAGUCCCCGGGGUCAGCUCUAUUUGUAAAGCAGUCAGCAGCUGCCACGUUUGCAGCAGGGUGCGACCAGCUUCCCUUUUCCUCAAACACAUAUGGUGUAUUCAAUUCACGGCCAAAUGGAUGGUCCCCAAUUAUUUCAACAGAGCGCCCAUAAACAAGUGCAAUGUACGAAAUAGUAAUCAUGAGUUGUGCAGCUGGGGUGACAUCCAUAUUUAAAACUGGAAUGAUCAUGUCUGGAAGUUAUCCGUUUCGAAAAAUUUCACAAUUUUUUUUGAACAGGAAAACUGUAAGUUUUCGAGCUGUUUUUCCAAAACAUUUACAUUUAACAAAUUUUUAGACGUACCUUUAAUAGAGACACCACUGCCAAUGAAAGAUAUCGUUGGUUUUCACAUGACGUCACUAAAAUUCAAACUAAAAAAAAUAUCGAUCCUACCGGGAUUUUACUUUCACGAUGCAUUAGAGCAGCUGAAAACUGAUUUUCAUACAAAUUUUCGCUUCAAAAGGAUUCUUGGUUUUGUGAUAGAGAACGCUUCAAUUUCUAAGCUUUUGCGUGACGUGGCAUUUACAUGACGGCCAAGAGAGACGGUCAAGAGAGCUGUCAUGUAGGUUAAAAAAUGACUUAUUUCAGGAAAUUUUGCGAUUUAAACAGUUCAUGUAUUAGAAAAGUACUACUUUCAUGUUUAUGAGUUUCUCGAAGAAUAAAUUAACGCUUUCGUAGCAAAACUCGGUAACAGAUGUUUCUGUUGGUUUCCGUCCGCCAUGAUGGAGCUCAUCCAGGUGAGCACCAGCAUGGCGUCUCCAUAAAAUCUCUAUAAGUUUGGGUAAAACAUUUCUUCGUAUAUCUCGUAUACGAAAUAUUCCUCUGACCUGAAUCUUGGCGAGGGUCUUUGUAUAUGUACCUCCUUUCAUUUCCCAGAUUGUGGACUUUAUCUAUUGAACUGUUUUGAUUUUUAUUUUUUGAUCUAUUUUGAAUGGCGUGACACUGAAAACCAGCAACAGCCUAAACAUUACGGAGAAGAUAUACUUUGAACUGUUCUUUGGACCUGUUAUUACUGAAUAUUUUCCCACAACAUGUUUUCGGCAGCAAUUAUGUAAUUAUGGCUGCCAAAUGACAACUCUCACCUGUCUUGGAUAACCUUACCUGGAGCGAGCCUUGCUUCUUGUUGGAGAACGCUGGAUCAAUUUAGGUUCGUGUUCCAUUUACCGUUUGUUUACCGUUUGCCUCACCUAUACCGAUAUAUCGCUAACUAUGUAUAUGAAUCGAUAAUAAAUAAACGGGGGGGGCGGGGGGUGAAAAAGAGGAAAAGGGACGCCUGAUAUGUAAGAACCACCUUUUCCUUCGUUUCUGCGGCCGCUGGUGGCUGUAAAUUUCCGUUUGGUUCAAGUUUUAGUUUUAGGUUUCCCCUCAUCGUAAUCACUCCCUCGUGCUCCCUUUUCGCCCCCGGGUCACGUAGUCUACACUUUGUUAUAAAUUUCAGCCUCUUAAUUUGUAACAUCCUUGCCACUUUGUAUACCUUAAAUUUCAGUAAUAACCCUUUGCGCAAAUCGCAAUGUAUAAGGCUGUCACAUUUUUUAAUGAAUGUCUUCAAACUUGGUAAACCUGAAUAUUUUUUACCGAUUGGUGUGACAGCUUCUUCUAUCAAAAUUUGUGACAUCUAUUUAAUUUCAAAAACGUGUGAAUAGUUUAUUGCAAAGCAAGGAAUAAACACGUUGUUUUUAACGUCAAUUCAGUCUAUUCACUGGAUUUUAACUUUCGUACUUGUUCUGAAACGAAGAUACCUGGCGAUCCUUAUUGAAAGAAGCUCGGGAGCAAGGCUAGUUCAAGAAAGAAAGCAAAAUUAAACAAAGGUACUAGUCAUUCAUCAGCAUGAUACAAACUAUUAUUAAAACCAAGAAAAUUUAACAUUUCUCAAUUUUAUGUUGAAUACAGAGAUUCUUUGUACUGACUCUUAAUGACUAGUCCUAAAUGGCUACUAGGUUCGAUUAUUCCCUUCAGCAUUCUUAGUAAGAUACGGCGUAAUGUUUCUGCUGAUCUUGUGACAAAGAACAUGAAUAUAACGAAAGUUCACUAAGACACUUCAUUUAUUUAAGACCAAAAAGGCAAGAUAUUACUAGUUAAACAGGUGUUUGGUUGCCUUUUGUUAUUGAAUGGAUAAAGUAUUUAGUCCUUCAAACGAGAAAAAAGCCAGCAGGAGGAUAAGAAAGAGGCCUUGAUUUUCCGCUUUAUUUCUUCACAGUUCGAACAGUGUUACAGUAACAGCGACAGAGGGAGACUACUUUUCAUGUCAAGAAGGAAUUGGAAAUCUGAGUUUUUUUUCUUCCCUCUGGCAACUCAGCGAAAGCGGAGUCUCAACGUUCUUUUGUCAUGAUCGUCAAAGAAGAAUUCCAGGACUCAGGAAAAUGGAGCAAAAGUAUAAUUAGUUUUCAGUGGUAUUAUUGAGGCGAAGCAAAAUUUCCCGCGUUUACUCACACAAGAGAGAAAUAAGUAACACACUGUGGAAGCAGAGAUAUGUUCAAUGAUCCAUGUCACGAGAGAAAAAGAUUUCUCAAAGUAAGACACGGAUAAAAAACAACCAUUUUUAAAAUACGCGGAACAAAGCGAAAACUGCUCUGAAGAAUUGAAGUGAAAAUAUAUAGAAUAUCAUGACUAGUAUGUAGACAGCUAAGUGCGCUUACUGUACCAGUGUAAAACGUUCUGUGAAAGUCUUAUCUGGAUGUCAAAAAGUUUUUUAUCUGAAGAUGGCAUUCUCUGAUCCAAAACUUUGUGCCAGCACUCAUCAGUACACAGGCCUUUCGUAUCUUGCCGCUUCCCUUGCAAGCGUUUUCUGCUUUAUAACCGUUACUGGAAACGUCCUCGUUUGUUUAGCCAUUGUACGGGAUCCAUUCAAAAAUAUGAAAAAGCCUUUCCAUUACUUUUUGCUGAGCUUAUCCGGGACAGAUUUACUUGUGGGAUUAUUAGUAAACCCCACAUUAACAGCAUAUGCCAUAAGCGAGGCACGUGGUAUGGUAAAUAUCGUUGAUAUCAUACGGACCUCGCAUAUGUUUUAUUUCACUCUGGGUACGGCAUCAGUCUUAAUUCUGGCAGCACUUACCGCGGAUAGGUAUGUCUCGGUAACAUCACCAAUCAAAUACAAGACGAAGGUUUCGUCUAAACACGCCAUCAUUACCUCAGUGUCGAUCUGGGUAGCCUCGUUAGGCUUGUCCUUCUUAUACUUUGAGCUCGGUUUUUUUCUGUACUCUUUUAUUUUUGUCAACACUGCUGUUUUUAGCACUAUUAUCAUUCUCCUGUUUGUUCAUAGAGCCACUCUCAAAAUCCUACGUGAGCGAUCAAAAUUUUGGCAAAACCAGAAAGCAAUUGAAAACACAGUAACAGCAAAACAGAAAUACACGAAAAACAUAAAAAAGAUAAAGAAAAAACGAAAAGUAACAAAGGCGUUAUCGAGUGUUCUUAUUGCUUUUCUUGUAUGCUUUGUACCUGCCUGUGUGAUAAUUUACCUGCUUAAUUUCUGUUUAAGCUGUAAUUGUCUGCUGGUACAUUGGUUAAGAGAUAUUCAGGUAUUAAUUGUGUCCUUAAAUUCGGCCGUCAACCCCUAUUUGUACGCCUGGCGUCUUCCACAAUUCAGAAAAGCCUUUUUGAAAAUCCUCCACCUACAAAAGAGGGCUCAGGUUCGAGUCAAUCCUGUACCCUUUGCUCAAGAAAAAUCGAGUGGUUAAUACUCAUGAUCAGCAGACCACUGAGAAAAAUGAGGAAAGAACACUUUUGUUUUUGAUUUCGAUAUUUACACUUACGGUCCAAAUUUCGGCUCGGGUUGGAAUAUUAUGGAGAAAAACAUUCUUCUUUUUUGCAAUUGCAGUAUUUCAAUUUAGCUAUGUCACCGGCUGAUUUGAAGUAGCACCUUUUUCAGUAUUUUUUAGAUAGCAAACAAACAUUUUUGAGCUCCACCGAGGUAUCACGAGACAUUAUAGACCUUAAGAUAUACAGUUUUCAUAUACGGGUACGGGUAAAUUAGCCGUACUCGUCGUAGCCGUAAGCACGGGUCACUUUUACCCGCAAGAAACGGGUGGGUUACCAGGUAGAAUGGUUACGCCAUUAUCACAUCUGGUAAAUACCGGUUCCCUUUCAUAAACUACAAGGUAAACAUGUUCGCUUACCCGUACCGGUAGGCUGAAAUGGAGUAUCUUAUAUGUAUAAGGUCCCUAAUAAUGGUAUUUCCUUAAGUUUAAAAACCCCCAAAAGCAAAUGUGUUUAGUAAAGUUAAUUUAACUUUAAAAAUCGAGUGAAUUUCUUGUUAGGUGGUUUCUUUUAUCUUAUUUCGUGAAUUUUAUUCGUACAAUGGAUUGUUAGCGAUGUAAAGUUUAAGGUGAGAAAUUGGAAAUUAAAGGUAUGAAUACAAAACACAGCCAAUGCAAUGUGUACGCCAUUCCUUUCCCGGCAGUCCCCGGGGUCAGCUCUAUUUGUAAAGCAGUCAGCUGCCACGUUUGCAGCAGGGUGCGACCAGCUUCCCUUUUCCUCAAACACAUAUGGUGUAUUCAAUUCACGGCCAAAUGGAUGGUCCCCAAUUAUUUCAACAGAGAGCCCAUAAACAAGUGCAAUGUACGAGAUAGUAAUCAUUAGUUGUACAGCUGGAGUGACAUCCGUAUUUAAAACUGGAAUAAUCAUGUCUGGAAGUUAUCCGUUUCGAAAAAUUUCGCAAUUUCUUUUGGACAGGAAAACUGUACGUUUUCAAGCUGCUUUUCCAAAACAUUUACAUUUCAUAAAUAAAUUUUUAGAUGUACCUUGAAUAGAGACACCACUGCCAAUGAAAGAUAUAGCUUAAACAUUACGGAGAAGAUAUACUUUGAACUGUUCUUUAGGACCUGUUAUUACUGACUAUUUUCGCACAACAUGUUUGCGGCAGCAAUUAUGUAACAUGUGUUACAUCUCUCCUGUGUGGUACACGGGCCGAUUUAUGGCCGUUUUAUGGUUUUUUAUGUAAACCGUGUUUUCUCUCUAUAUAAAGACGUAACGCACAUUUUAUGUAAGGUAAGCUGUUUUUGAUUGAAAUCCUUUCAUUUUCGUAAGUUGCAGAAACGAUAGGUUUUUUCCCCAAACAAAUCCUUAUAUUUCGAAUGUUAUACGCAACAAUGCCGAUGCUCGCCGAUGCUCAUAUUUCGAGCUUGGGCUACCUCUCCUUCAAAAUAAUGGCUCAAAAAACCGCUUUUGAGGCAAAAGAACGACUAUAUACCACAGGUGAGGAAAUUCAACGUUUAUUCAUCAUUGAUUUAUAUACAUAGUUAGCGACAUAUCGGUAUAGGUGAGGUGAGGCAAACGGUAAAUCCAGUACAUUUACUAUUAGAUUACGAGCAGUCUCUCUUUUUUCUUGAUGCGUCGCGCAAAACGCCCGAGACACGCAAUCGCGUCUCGCGGCUUCGCCGUUCAACGCUUGCGCGCGCGUGCACUCUUCUUACUAAAUCUUAAGAAAAAGAGAGACUGCUCGUAGUCUAAUUUACUAUAAAAUAACAGUGUGGGUGCCCUGUGGGGAAAGGAAUGAUGUCUCCGGUUGAGUAGGCGUUUGUGGGGAGGGGUGAAAAACUAGCCCCCCAAGAAACGCCUGCGUGGGAGGCUAGCACAUGGACCGGCCCUGAGGCAUCCACUUGAAAUUUGAGGUAAAGUUGUAAUUCAAUUCUUUGCGGGAGACAGGGAACCCACGCUCUUAUUUGUAAAUUGCAAAUUAACAAUUAGUUCAUGCGUCAGCGUGCGUAUGUCGAGAUAUUGAGCACGCGGGAAGUUUGGAGAGCACGAAAGAGGCGUAAGAGUUGCACGAGGCGCAGCCGAGUGCAACUCUAGCCUCUUGAGUGCUCUCCAAACUUCCCAAGUGCUCAAUAACUCGACAUACGCACAGCUGCAGCAUGAACUAAUUGUUUUAUAACAUCAUCAAAGCGAUCAAUGCAUCAGAUAACUUAUAAUUUUAUUAUUGUAGGGUGCGCUCAAAGCAGUACGCGUCAAUGUUUACGUGACUAUAUAUUUUUUUCCUCACAGUUAAUCUUAUGUUUUUAUCCUGAAACUGAGAGAAAGUGUACUCUAAAAUGAUUAUAAAAUCCAUAUUUAGGUGCCGGAAAACUAUUAAUUUACCGAAAAAUUGUUAUUGAGAGAAAACAAGUUUGCAAAGAAUGAACUCACGCCAUAGCCCGCACAGCUCGCGGAGAUGACAACAACAACAACAACAACACUCACCUCUUUUCCUUACUAUUGGUUAACAAAUUCAAACGUUUCCUCUUAAAUUUCCUUAUAAAACACAUCGUAAACGCUUCCUUGUCUAUUGCUGAGUUAUGGAUGAACUCAGGAGACUCAGGAUUGCUAAGCUCACAACCACUCGAGGAAUUACGAAUAGUUUAUUGACGUCAUCAGCGUGCUCAAUAGGAAUAUGAAGCACGCUCGCGCUAUUGAAUUUGAUUAGGCGAAUUUUCUAGCUAUGUUAUAAUGGAAAUUAAAUAAGAGAUAAAAUCUUACCUGUUUUGUUCUAUUCUUGAAUCUGCUGUGGUGCGAAGUGAAUUGGAAGUUGUGUUACGACGCGAAAACUAUGUUCAAGUCGACGCUUUUGAUUUCACAAGGCUUCAUGUGAUCACGCGCCCGUUUUUAUUAUCGUCUCGCGUUUCAUCGUUGGUUAUUUAAAAUUUAUUAACAAUUUGAAUUAGUUAAUGGUCCGUUCCUUAAAAACUCUCUCUAGAAUUGUUAUUAAAUUAAUAACCAACGAUGAAACUCGACACGAUAAUAACAACCGGCGCGUGACACCAACAGUGAAAUGAGAGCUGUUAAGGCGUAAUGACUUAAACAUAGUUUUCGCAUCGUAAAACAACUUCCACUUCACUUUGCACCACAGCAGAUUCAAGGAUAGAAAAAAACAGGUAAGAUUUUAUCGCUUAUUUAACUUCCAUUUGCAGUUGACAAAUAAGAGCGUGGGCGCCCUGUACGAAGACCAACCUGGCCGGAGGGCGCGGUUCAAAACUUGUUGAAUUCUAAAAGAUGCCACUCUAAGAGUCACCUUGAGUUUACAUAGCGGUGUCGUCGUCAAAAUAAUUGUCUGUCCUUUUGAGUUGACAAGCUAAACGAGAUAAAAAUUAGACGGGCUACCGCUUCAAAAUCAAAGAGCAGAAUCGGCAGUUAGGCUCUAGUUUAUUACCGAAGAAUAUCUAUCACUUCGAGUAUGAAGACAGUCGUGGGCUAAAUUUCAGGGGCACCCAACGAGGAUAUAGUUCAAAACCACUUAAACAUAGCAUUGUUAAACGUAUCUUCUAUUUAAACGGUAGCUAAAGGCAUAUUUUUAUCCCCUAAAAAUAUUUUAUCUGUUCGGAUUUCCUAGCUGAAAGUCUAGUGAUCCGAAAAAUAUAGGGAUCAAAACUUAACUUUUCGAAAAUUUCAGCCAGAAAAAAGGCUCUCGAAAAUUCUAGGUGACCUUUUUAAGGGUAAAACUCUGGUAAAAAUGGACAAUUAUUCCAUUUUUUAGAUGUUCGAAAAUCCUAGGAGAGGCAGGCAAGCAAGAAAUGUUACAACAAAUGUUCCGAAAAUUCUAGAUCUCAAAUCGUCUUCCGAACAGAUAUUUUCCGAAAAUUGACGUUGGGGGGCCCUGAAAUUUGAUCCGCUCAUAAGGCAAGGUAAUUACGGGAAACAACCUAUUAGAAUAGAUAAUCAAUCCACACGGCCACAGAGUGGCGGUGUGUUCUGGCUGUUCUGGCUGAUAUCAAAGAACAAUUUGGUUUAGUAGAAGAUACACUCCUUGAACGAAGCUGACGUAAGGAUUCAUAUUUAAGUACGUGUUUGCUGGACUGGUACAAGAUAUUCUGAUAGCAAAAUUUGGGCGAGAAUAUUCUAAAAUAAAUUUGAAACGAAAAAAGCAUUCAAAACGCAAACUGCAACGUUUUUUGUAGCUCAAUAGGUCCAGCCAAACUAACUUCAUUUUGAAGUAGAAAACUGUGAACUAAAGCAUGCGUUACUUCAGAAUGAAUUGGAGUCAUUUUCGUAAAAAAAUAUAUGAACGUAUAAAUGUUAAGCACGGAAAUUUCAAAAAUGUUAACCGAACUUUAGAGUAACUUGCAAGAGCCUUAAAAAAUGGCAGCCCAAAUAAUACGUGGGGAUGCAAAGGUUUGGAGUUGUGUCAGGAUAAUAUUCCGGUAUCGAAUUCAACCGCUAAAAUACCGCACUGUUUCCAACUUCUGGUGGCCACAAAUUAACCGACUUUAAAAAUUCUAAAAUUCUUUCUUCACUUUAAACUUAGAGAAUUAGCUGACGGCUUAAGACGUGAAAGUUUUCUUUUUUUGCAAAUUUGAAUAACAUGUUGAUUGUAAAGCCAUCAUUUUUACGCAUUAAUUUCUUUUGCAGUUUACGGUAAUUUUCGGUAAUUUUCUCAACUGCAUGCAAAUCGGCUGUUGCUUUAGAUCAUCAGUCGCUGAAGUUACUACUGGGACCUAAAGCAAGGACGACGACGACGACGGCGGUGAAACCGUCCGUAAAAAAAUGAAUUUCCGUUCUUUCAAACUUACUAUUUAAAACGCGUCUAUUUGGACCCCCUCAAUAUGCCAAAUACUGGCGACUUUUCCUGGUGUUGAAUUCUUAAAGGAUUUUAUUCAGGUUCAAAAAGAGGUCCACGUCCUCUAUAAAACGUCAAGUAAGGAAGCUUCACGUCGUAAUCGUGCAGUGGACGUCAAAGAAAUGUACUAAAAAACGUGAUGUCCGUGCAGAGCUGUUGUUUUGAUCAUUAAAGUAAAACCAGAAACUCAUAAGGGGUUGAGGCCCCGUCCACACGUAUCCGGAGAUUUUUGUAUCCGCAAAUUUUUUUGUGCGGAUACACCUAGCGUCCACACGUGUCCGCCGUAUACGCUCGGUGUAUCCGGAGAUUUCUGUAUACGCUCUCCAGAGUGGAAAUUUCUGUAUACGCUGUGUAUCCGGAUACGUGUGGACGCUCGUAUCCGUAUAUUUUUGUAUACGCUGACGUCACAGUAUCAGAACCAGUCUUUUUCCGCGCGAGAUUUGACUAAUCCUUUGAGAUGUCCGGAUACGAAUCGGAUACGUGUGGACUGUCGUAUACGAUUCGUAUACGCUACGUGUGGACGCAGAUAUUUUUGUAUCCGCAUAAAAAAAAUUGCGGAUACAAAAAUCUCCGGAUACGUGUGGACGGGGCCUGAAACGUGCAACUCUCAUAUGUUUGCUUUGUCCGAUGCUUGUGAUUAUUCAUUUUCAAAAGUACCAUAUUUGGAACGAGAAGAAGAGAUGACUGACCAAUCAAACUUCGUAAACAACGUGACGUAAUUUUACUUCAGGUUCCCGCGCCCGCUGGAAAAAAUGGCCGACAAACGGGGGAAAAACUCCCGAAAGCCGAGAAAGCUUUCAAAGGUUGAAACCAGGAAUCUUACCGAAACACUGAGCAGGAUAUUAUUGCCUCACCAUCCGGGCCAAACAUAACAUUAUGAAACCCACUGACGUCCUCGCAACUUCUUGAAGUUGUCACUUCAAACAACGAUGCCUCGUUGACCCUCUGCACAGUCAACUUAUACUGCAAAUAGGCUUUUCACUUAUAUUAAAAGUCUAGAAUAAACAGUAAGAAAUAUCUUCGAAUAAAAUUCAUUAGCUGCGUAUCGAAAAGUGUCCAAAACCUGAACCUGACAUCUUCGUAAAAAGUGAUGCGUGUAAUGAAUGUGAGAAGCAUUUUAAAAGCUUAAAUUCAGCUUGGAUGUUGUAGUCACGAUCGUGUUAUGAGCUAAUUUUAUGAAUGAACAAACUCAAAAAAAUAGACAGAGAAGCCGUUUCUUGAAAAUGUUCAUUCAAAAUCCAAAAAGUUAAUCUUUUAGAGCAAUUCGGAAAACACUAUCUUGAUCGUGGAUCCGUUCACGCAAGUGAAAUCGGCUGAGCACAUGGCAAAAUUCAACACAAAAUCCAUCUCAAAUCGGAGCACAUUUUAGAAUUUUUCGUUAGCGCAGAAGAGAAAAAUUUAUAAAACGUCUAUGAAACAUUUAAAAAUACAUAAAUUCCUUUUCAAAAACGCAAUUGUCUUGGCCAUAGAGUGGAAAAUGAACCUUGAAAUGCAGAACUCUUGUCUUCAAACAUCUGCAUGGUGAUCGAGUGGCAGCCAUUUGUUUAAAAUGAAUAUCUGCCACUAAGUUUUCCAAAUAUGGUAAAAGUGAAUAUUCACGACCAUAGAACGCGAGUUACAUGUUUCAACCCCUUAUGAGUUUCUGGUAAAACCUAUUGUUUUUUUGAAGUCUUCGUUGUGGUCGUCUUCGUAGUUGCUAAAAAACGACUCGUCGAAGUAAUCGUAUGAAAUUCAGGGCUACUAAAAGCCAUGCAAGUGAGAAAGCUCUGCUCAUAGGGUAGAGUUUGUUGGUUAAAAAUGCUUUUGAUUAAGAAAGGUACUAGUUAUUUAUAAGCAUAAGAUUUUUUAAAAGAAUAAUGAAGCUCUUGUUAGAACACAGUAUUCAUCUCCGUGGUGCCUAUAUAUUGAAUGACACUCCUCUUCGAAAGAGUUGGUCCUAAUGCUCACAGUUAACCGCCACCGAAAGAUAUGUACUUCGGAAAGGAUUGUGCUCAAUGUGCAUUUGAUGACAAUUAUGUAUAUAAACUUUGGAGAAGGCUGUUGGAUUUUGGAUGUGAAUAUAUAGUUUUUUCGAAAAUUAUUGGGUUUUUCCAUUAUAUGGUAAACCCAUCUUGAAAAGCAUGUGUAGUGUUAAAUUUGAAACAAAAUCAGUAAAAAAGGCGCUUUUGACUAAUAUAAGGCCCCUUACACUCUAAAUAUGAAUGAGUGUCUUCUAAACAUAUGAGCGGCGAAUAAUAGUUUAAAACAAAAAACUUUUGAGGUUAAAAACAAAUGUAUUUUACUGAUCACAAUGACACUAUCUUUUGACUUACAGCUGAACAGCAGGAUAUUUCUUAAAUAUAUUGUUCCUGUUUAUUUUGCUAAAACUCUUUCACUGUUUCUUUGUUGUCCUAACCUUGCACGCAGGUGCUACCUGUGCAAAGGAGAGAAGGAAUGACUCAUUUUGUUUUCUCAAACUAAUAUGAAAAAAUUGACUGGGGUGAUCGUUAAUUUGUCUUUUUUUUCGCAGUUCGGACGUUUAACGUUUAUACAUACAGUAACAACCAGCUAUAAAGGCAACUUUCAGGAAGGUAUUGGAGUUAAAAGAGGUUAUUUGUAGUUGAUUCUCUGACAGGCCUCAGCGUCCAAGGUCGAUAGCGCCCCCAGUUCUGCUAUCUUCUUGCUAUCUUCUGGUAAGCAUCAACGAAUUGAAGUCUCGACAUACUUUUUACAUUAGUCAUCGUCCGGAAAAGAAUUCUUGGACAAGAACCGGCGGCAAAGUACUUGAUUUCGCCAGUUAUAAGGCGCAGCUUUUAACAUUGGUCACAGAAGCUGGAAAAAGUUCACUUUGGAUGCUCUGAGAUCUCAGACGUUUCCUAAGCAAGCCAUAACAAAAAGCUCACGGAAGAAACUUUGAUGCAGAUAGACAACCAUGGUUUGAUAAAACCUAUGUAGUUGUUAACACGAAUCCAUUUGAGAACAUGUAAAUUAGUUAUGUUAAAUUCUUUGUUUGUAAUUUGGUAGAUAUAUCCUCUAAAGGAAACAAAUAAUUCAACGUCCAACAAUUUUUGGACUAUUUUUUUCCGAUGCAAUGGGGUUAUCUUAUGCAGAACAUUGUGAGAACACCCAUUCGCACACAGAAAUUUCAUAUUUUACCGCUUCACUUGCAACCGUUUUCUGCCUUGCGACUGUUAUUGGAAACGUCCUCGUUUGUUUAGCCAUUGUACGGGAUCCUUUUAGAAAUAUGAAAACGCCUUUCCAUUACUUUUUGCUGAGCUUAUCCGGGACAGAUUUACUUGUGGGAUUAUUAUUGGACCCCAUCAUGAUAUUGGUCCACAGUAGAGAAGCACAUAGCAGGCUAAAUAAAGGUGAUCUCUCAUGGGACUUUCAGAUGCUCCAUAUGCUUUAUUUCAUUCUGAGUACGGCAUCAGUCUUAACGCUAGCAGCACUUACAGCGGACCGGUAUGUCUCGGUAACAUCGCCAAUCAAAUACAGGACGAAGAUUACGUCUAAACGCGCCAUUGUAACUUCGGUGGUCAUUUGGGUUGCGGCGCUGGGCUUUUCUCUUUUAUACUUCAAACUCGGUUUCGUUUUGUACUCUUUCAUUUUUGCCAACACUGCUGUUUUUGGCACUUUUUUAUUCUUCUGUUUACUCACAGAAGUAUUCUCAGACACUUGCGUAAUCGCUCAAAUUAUUGGCAGGAUCGGAGAGCUGUUGAAAACACGAUCCCUGAAAAACAAAAAUCCGCAAAGAAGAUGA